UUGUUUCGAAUUUAAUAAAACCUCAAUUUCGAGAAAAUUUAAUUUUAUAAACUGUUUCAAAUAGUAUAAGUAUUCCUCUUUAUUUAAUAAAUAAUAAAUUUAAUUAAGUUAUACUAAAAUCUUAAAAAGUUGUAUUUUUAAAAUAAAAAAAUGGGUUGUGGCACAUCUAAUGAAUCCUCUGCAUCAAAGCCAAAAGAACAUGACAAUCAUGUCAAACCAGAACAAAAGAAAGAAAAAAAAUCUGAUAAAUAAGAUGAAAAAUAAGAUCACAAUAAGAAAAACAAAGAUAAGAAAGAUAAAGAUAAUUUGAAAGAAGAGGACCACAACUCAGAAAAAGAACAUAAAAAAGAUAAAAAGAAAGAAAAAAACCAUGACAAAGACCACGAUAAAGACAGUGAUAAUGAAAAAAAUAGUCACAAAAGCAAAGAUAAAAAGAAAAAGAAAAAAUAAGAUGAUCACAGCAGUGAAGAAGAUGAUAAAUGA
This is a messenger RNA of Tetrahymena thermophila SB210, 483 nucleotides long. RefSeq lists its product as hypothetical. The record is from RefSeq and is a predicted model, not a curated record. The transcript has 2 exons. NCBI's taxonomy places the organism in Eukaryota, Ciliophora, Oligohymenophorea, Hymenostomatida, Tetrahymenidae.